Molecule: messenger RNA, 1077 nt
Organism: Penicillium chermesinum
Lineage: Eukaryota; Fungi; Ascomycota; Eurotiomycetes; Eurotiales; Aspergillaceae
Product: ankyrin repeat domain-containing protein
Exons: 1
Coding region: 1-1077 (358 amino acids)
Cellular component (GO): nucleus; cytoplasm
Molecular function (GO): protein binding
Source: RefSeq, a predicted model, not a curated record
AUGGAAUGGAAUAAAUGUAAACUCCCCCUCGAAAUUCUCCUCUGUAUAGCCGAGUUCCUCUGUAUAGCCGACCUCGCGCAAUUUAUCCACGCAAUUCCCGUCGUCGGCCAGCAGCUUCCUACCAAACAGCUCCGGCAACAAGGCGGCAAUGGCGACACCGUCCUGCACUUCCUAGCCUCAAGAGGGCACAGCGAUACCAUAGCCCUCUUCGCAGAACCCUUUAGAAUCCUGCAUACCCCCAACAUUGAUGGCAUGACCCCACUGCACAUCGCCGCCGUCCACAGUCACUAUCUCACCGUCGCUCUCCUCCUCAACAUCGGCGCAAGCAUCUCCGCCCUCGACAACCACAAUGACAGCCCCCUGCACCUCGCGAUCCGCGCCCACGCCUACACCUACACGCGCACCUCCGAGCCCGUCACCCAGCUCCUCCUAAGCCACCACGCAGACCCCUCCCUCCCGAACAUCGACGGCUUCACCCCGCUCCACGAGGCCGUCAUGUCGCACCAAAGCCCCGACGCCGUGCAGCGGCUCCUCGACGCAGGCGCGGACGUCAACGCGCCCGCCGGCCGAAGGCGAUGGACCCCGCUCUUCUACGCCGUACUCUUCAGCCACCAGUCGCCCGGCGAGAUCCUCUCGAGCGCCGGCGCGGAUAUCCACGCUGCGCCGCGGGAUACGCAGCAGCAUCUGUUUUCGCGGGAGCGCGGGAUGGCGAUCGUGGCUGUUUUGCUGCGGGCGGGCCCGGAUCUGGAGGUGCUGGAUAAGGAGGGGCGGACGGUGCUGAUGGAGACGGCGAGGUUGGGCGCGGACGAUGCGAUGAGCUUGUUGCUGAAGGCGGGCGCGAGCGUGCAUGCUCGGGAUGAUCAGCGGAGGACGGCGCUGGGGCAUGCUGUGAUGCGGGGGAAUAGGUCGACGGCGAAGAGGUUGCUGGAGGCGGGCACUGAUUUGUGGACGAGGGACGAGUCCGGGCGGGAUGUGGUGGAGCUGGCGUUGUGGUAUGGGCAUGAUGACAUGGCGAAGGUUAUGCAGAGGGCGCAGCGGUUGAGGCCUUGGGGGUAUUGGCGUGAUAGGGCGGGGUGA